GACUCGCCCUUCCAAUCCCAGCCGCACAUCCCUCGAACCGGCGUUUGCGGUUCAAAACCUCAUCUCCCCGCCGUCGUAAAAACGCGGAAGAGGACGACGACCUCAUCACCCAUGGCCACCGGUUCGCUCCUCGAAGCCACCGCUUUGCUCGGAGAACCGCCCAAAUUCCGGCCUCGCCCUCUGAAAUGGAACCCUUUCUUCCACAAAUUCCAAUCCCGAUUGCCUCUUCCUCUUCCCACAAUCGCUAAAUCCAUCAAAGUUUCUGUCCAAUCCGUCCUGAAUCCGGUGGCGGCGCUUCGGCCAUCCGCUGCCGCUGCGCCCUCCUCCCCGGAGGAGAGGAACAAAUUCGCGAGGGCGGUUCUUGAAACCCUAAGAAGGCUGAGGAAAUCGGCGAUCGCCGUCGUCUUUCUAGGGUUCCUCCUGACGGCCGAUCCGCUGGCCGCCCUCGCGGCCUCCGGGGGAAGGAUGGGAGGAAGUGCCUUCUCUUCUUCUUCUUCUCGGUCCCAUUCUUCUUCUUCUUCUCGGUCCCAUACUUCUUCUUCUGUGCAUUCUUAUUCGAGACCCUCAAUCUCUAGCUUCUCAUACUCUGUUCCGUACUACGCUCCCUCUCCGUUCGGAGCAGGAGGAGGUUUAGUUCGGGCCAUCGGGGUGGGCUUCAACUCGGAGGGUGGAUUUAUCCUCCUUAUGCUUGGUUUUGCGGCAGUUAUUUUGCUCGCUGGAAUUAUUUCGGACCAGAGGGAUGGUGGGAGCGUCCUCGCUGACACCCGCAAGACAAGUGUCCUCAAACUUCAGGUUGGCUUAUUGGGCAUGGCACGAUCACUUCAGAAAGAUCUUGAUCGAAUUGCUGAAACUGCAGACACAUCUACUCCAGAGGGGUUGAGCUAUGUGUUGACAGGUAAAGUAAAGCCAGAUCUACAAGGUUUCUCAUUUUAUCAAAUUAUCACAAUUCUAUGAUAUUAAAUAAGAACU
Messenger RNA from Phoenix dactylifera (date palm), 969 nucleotides. NCBI's taxonomy places the organism in Eukaryota, Viridiplantae, Streptophyta, Magnoliopsida, Arecales, Arecaceae. The record is from RefSeq and is a predicted model, not a curated record.